UUUCGACCGAUCCUGCAAAGGCUCCAAGUCUCUUCGAAGUUACUAUGGCUGCUUAUGAAACAAUUACAAUGGAUUUAGAAAGACAUGUUAAACGUGAUGUAGAAGAAUUUAAAGAUCGUCAAUAUGCUUUAUUUACUGGUGUUCAAAUACAUGGACCAAAUGGAUCAGAUCAUUGCUGGUUAGGAAAAGCAAGUUUAUUAAUCAAAGGAGAAUUCUCACCGCUUGUUCUUUCGGCAAGUCCUACUUUGCAAUUGUAG
This is a messenger RNA of Adineta steineri, 257 nucleotides long. NCBI's taxonomy places the organism in Eukaryota, Metazoa, Rotifera, Eurotatoria, Adinetida, Adinetidae. The record is from the annotation of a GenBank genome assembly.